UGUUUACGUGAAAAUGCACAGACACAGCCCCUUUCUAGUCUGCAUGGACUUGACUCUCUCGCAAAGUGAAGUCAUAGACCCCAGCUACCUGUGGAUUGGGCCACAGGGACAGAAUCUAGAAAGACAAAGCUACAUGAAUCUCACAGAAACUGGGAAGUUGAUGCUGCUCAAUUUUAACGAGGGCUUGUCAGGAUCUUAUACUUGCACGCUUUCUUACAGAGUUGUCCAAGGGGACAUGCAAGUGGAAGAAGAAAGAUUCCAGGCAUACAAAUUUAUGGUUUAUGCGUAUCGGGAACCCGAUUACGCCUAUCAAGUCUCUGUUCACUUCACCACCAAGGACUGCGGUUUCGCAGGCAACGCCGAAUUCUUCAAAGACCUGCAAAAGGUCCUGAACAACCUGAUUUCCCACCUGACCAGCCACAUCAUCGAUUCAUCCUACAAAUGUCACGCCAUCAAGAGACCCAAACAUCUGCUGGAGGAUGAGCUCUUUGUCACGUUUCAAGUCAAUCCUUUUGCCCCUGGCUGGGAAGACGCUUGCCAAAAGGUCGCGGCCGACUGCGAAGAUGUGACCAACAGCCACGUCCAAGAGGCCCGAUGGCUCAUUGAAGAAUUUUUCCUCAAGCAAUCGUACGUCUUGAAACACGAGUUCCAGAACACUCCUGUGAUUCAUUACAUAGACCACAGUUUCCAAAUCACUCGCCUCGAUAGCUGUCGCCCAGGAUUUGGGAAGAACGAUGUCACCCACAACGACUGCACCAAUUGCUGCGUGGCCUGUGAUCCGGGGACCUACAGCCCAAACAACAACGUGGUUUGCCUGAAAUGUACGAACAUUCGGAUUACGUCCUACGGAGCAAAAUCUUGCUAAAUAAAGUCAAAAGGAAAAA
This is a messenger RNA of Heteronotia binoei (common prickly gecko), 884 nucleotides long. RefSeq names its product zona pellucida binding protein 2 (gene ZPBP2). Gene Ontology annotation, biological process: binding of sperm to zona pellucida; acrosome assembly. Gene Ontology annotation, cellular component: extracellular region; acrosomal vesicle; zona pellucida receptor complex. The record is from RefSeq and is a predicted model, not a curated record. NCBI's taxonomy places the organism in Eukaryota, Metazoa, Chordata, Lepidosauria, Squamata, Gekkonidae. The coding region runs from base 14 to 865 and encodes 283 amino acids. The transcript is spliced from 6 exons.